GUGUGUGAGUCACUGCUACCAGGUCAGUGAAGGAGGGAGACAACGACUGAUUAGAGCGGGAGCAAUUUACCACAACCACCGCCGGAGCGUUUUCCACCGUCGCCGGUAACCAAAAUCCCUCAUUUCUCCCACUUCAAAACCACUCGGAAACUCACAGCGAGGUAUAAACAUCUCAACGAUGGCCGACCACGACCGCCUUCUGGCCAGAGAGCGCCUCCAGAUCGAGCAGAUUCGAGCGCUCGAUCUCGAGGAACUCGAGGUCGAGGAGGUCGACGACGACUACAAUGACUCCUCCGACGACGCCGCUGCUGCCGCCACUGGUCGCGGCGUAGCUGAUGAGUAUACCUUCAAUACCUGUUUGGCUUCUCUGCAUACAUAUCUUGGCGAGGUUGAAGACACUCAUCAUAGGAUGGCGUUUUUGGACGGGGGAGCUGUAUUGAACCUCCCAAUAUUCUACCUUGAAGGAGUUGUUCUGUUUCCAGACGCUACACUUCCAUUAAGAGUUAUUCGACCAAAUUUUGUAGCUGCUAUUGAGGGAGCACUAAAUCAAGUUGAUGCUCCUUAUACCAUUGGUGUGAUUCGUGUUUACAGAGAUCCUGACAAUAGAAGCAUAAAAUUUGCAAAUAUUGGGACAACUGCGGAGAUUCGCCAAUUCAGGCGAUUAGAGGAUGGCUCACUGAAUGUGGUAACCCGUGGUCAACAGCGAUUUCAUCUCAAACGCCGUUGGAUUGAUGUGGAGGGAGCGCCAUAUGGGGAAAUCCAAAUUAUAAAAGAAGAUGUACCACAGAGGGCUCCACGGGCUGCAUUUGGAGAUUUGGCACCUUUUAGUAAUCGAAAAGCCCAUAGUUUCCCAUGUGCAAUGCUUUCACACGCUUCUCACAGGAAUUCAAAUGGAUCCAUGGAUAUGGACAAUGAUUCGGAGCCAAAUUCAGAUGAAAGCUUUGAGAGUGCACUUUCUUUGACAGAAAGAGAAAUUCACCGAUCGGCAAUUGAAUCCUAUUAUGGGUCUGAUGUAAUGGAUGAAUCAACAAGCACUGAUAGUGAGAAGUCAGAAUUGCAAUCUCAACAAUCCCAAUCAAAAGACUCCACAGAUUCCUUGCACUCAUGCUCCAAGAGUUUGGUUGGGACCAGUUCUUUAUCGGAGAUACAAUCAUCCAAACAGAAAGAUCCAAGUAGUUGUUGGAGAAACACAGACUUUAAACAGAUACGUAGAGUUCCUAGAGCAUUCUGGCCCUAUUGGGUAUAUCGCAUGUACGACUCCUAUUGUCUUGCUCAAGGAGCAGCAGAUUUGUGGAAACAGAUAGUUGGGAUACCAUUAAUGGAUGGUCUUGUGAAGAAGCCUGAUCUCUUGUCGUUUUACAUUGCUAGUAAACUUCCUGUCUCUGAAUCUACAAGGCAGGAGCUUUUGGAGAUUGAUGGUAUUUCAUAUAGGCUGCGUCGGGAAAUUGAGUUGCUUCAGACUGUUAAUCUUAUCUGCUGUAAAACUUGUCAGACUGUUUUCGCAAGGCGGAGUGAUAUGCUGGUGAUGUCAAGUGAAGGUCCACUUGGUGCUUAUGUGAACCCCAGUGGUUAUGUACAUGAGAUAAUGACUCUCUACAAAACAAGUGGCUUGGCACUCAUAGGUUCAGCAGUGAAAGAAUACAGCUGGUUUCCUGGGUAUGCCUGGACAAUAACAAACUGUGCCACCUGUGAAACUCAAAUGGGUUGGCUAUUUACAGCUACGAAAAAGAGUUUGAAGCCUAGAUUGUUUUGGGGGAUUCGGAGUUCCCAAGUUUCUGAUGACUUGCACUAAUAUCUCGUACCUGGACAUUUUCCUUUUUCUCUUUAUGUACUGCGCUAUAUUUGUAUUUAGCUGCUUGUAUCUAUUGACACCGCACUAGUUAAUCUUGUUUGAAAUCAGAACGUUUUACUUGCCCAUAAUUUAUACAUAGUAAAGGUAG
Molecule: messenger RNA, 1940 nt
Organism: Argentina anserina (silverweed cinquefoil)
Lineage: Eukaryota; Viridiplantae; Streptophyta; Magnoliopsida; Rosales; Rosaceae
Exons: 10
Coding region: 179-1792 (537 amino acids)
Biological process (GO): protein ubiquitination
Cellular component (GO): Cul4A-RING E3 ubiquitin ligase complex
Source: RefSeq, a predicted model, not a curated record